Molecule: messenger RNA, 2104 nt
Organism: Eruca vesicaria subsp. sativa (arugula)
Lineage: Eukaryota; Viridiplantae; Streptophyta; Magnoliopsida; Brassicales; Brassicaceae
Source: the annotation of a GenBank genome assembly
AUGUCUGAGAUUCUGUCUUCAUUGAGGUCACUAAUGGCCUCUCACUCUCCUCCUCUUGAUGCUUUGGUCGUCCCCUCCGAAGACUAUCACCAGAGUGAGUAUGUCUCUGCUCGAGACAAACGCCGCGAGUUCGUGUCUGGAUUCACUGGAAGUGCAGGUUUGGCACUAAUCACGAAAAACGAAGCAAGACUCUGGACAGAUGGUCGCUACUUCUUGCAAGCAACUCAACAACUUAGCCACGAGUGGACACUCAUGCGUAUGGGAGAAGAUCCUCUCCUUGAAGUUUGGAUGUCUGAUAAUCUAUCUGAAGAAGCAAACAUUGGUGUUGAUCCAUGGUGUGUCUCCGUAGACACUGCUAACAGAUGGAACAAGUCCUUGGCCAAAAAGAAUCAGAAACUCAUUCCGACAACAACUGAUCUUGUGGACGAGGUUUGGAAGAACCGUCCGGAUUCUCAGAUGAGUCCAGUUGUUGUUCAUCCCUUGGAGUUUGCUGGCCGCUCUGUUUCCGAUAAACUUGAAGAGUUGAGGUCAAAGCUGAAGCAAGAGAGUGCUCGUGGUUAUGUCAUUGCUGCUCUCGAUGAGGUUGCUUGGCUAUACAAUAUACGUGGCACUGACGUCGCUUACUGCCCCGUUGCUCAUGCCUUUGCUAUUGUUACUAUCGACUCUGCGUUCCUCUACGUGGACAAGAAGAAAGUAUCCAAUGAGGCAAGUGAUUAUUUCAAGGGGCUUGGUGUAGAGGUCAGGGAGUACACAGAUGUGAUCUCAGAUGUGGCGUUGCUUGCUUCUGAUACACUCUUUUCAUCAUUCUCCUCUAAAAGUACAAAGGAAGACAUGGAGACUGAUUCUGAUUGGUUAUGGGUGGAUCCUGCUAAGUGCUGUUAUGCAAUUUAUUCCAAAUUGGAUGCUGAUAAGCUUCUCCUGCAACCAUCUCCUUUGUCACUCCCUAAAGCCUUAAAGAAUCAUGUUGAGCUAGAAGGGCUCAAGAAGGCACAUGUGCGUGAUGGUGCAGCUGUUGUCCAGUACCUUGCCUGGCUCGAUGAACAGAUGCAAGAGCUAUAUGGAGCAUCUGGAUACUUUUUGGAAGCAGAGUCAAACAAAAAGAAACCAACUAGUGAGACCUCUAAGCUUACUGAAUCGACUGUGAGUGAUAAGCUGGAAAGUCUCCGAGCUGCCAAAGAGCAUUUUAGAGGAUUAAGCUUUCCUACAAUAUCAUCGGUUGGUUCAAACGCUGCGAUUAUUCAUUAUUCACCAGAAGCUGGAGCUUGUGCCGAGAUGGAUCCAGACAAAAUCUACUUGUGUGAUUCAGGAGCACAGUACCUGGAUGGAACAACUGAUAUAACACGAACGGUUCACUUUGGUAAACCUUCAGCUCAUGAAAAGGACUGCUACACUGCGGUACUCAAGGGUCAUAUUGCACUCGGGAAUGCUCGGUUUCCUAAAGGAACAAGCGGGUAUACACUUGAUAUUCUUGCUAGAGCUCCUUUGUGGAAGUAUGGCUUGGAUUAUCGACAUGGUACUGGUCAUGGUGUCGGCUCUUACCUUUUCGUUCAUGAAGGACCUCACCAAGUUAGUUUCAGACCUCAUGCUAGGAAUGUUCCUCUUCAAGCUUCCAUGACUGUUACUGAUGAGCCUGGUUAUUAUGAAGAUGGGAACUUUGGUAUAAGGCUAGAGAAUGUUCUUGUUGUCAAUGAUGCUGAAACCGAAUUUAACUUUGGAGACAAGGGCUACUUGCAGUUUGAGCAUAUCACUUGGGCACCCUAUCAAGUGAAACUUAUCAAUUUAGAGCAGCUGACACGAGAAGAGAUUGAUUGGUUAAACACAUACCAUUUGAAAUGCAAGGACAUCUUAGCUCCGUUCAUGAACCAGACCGAAAUGGAAUGGCUCGAGAAAGCUACCGAACCUGUAAGUGUAUUGGUUUGAAAUCACUCGCCAGAUGUCUCUCCAUUAGAUGUGUAGCAAAUGGCUUAUUCACUUCACUGUUCAGACAAAGAUUAUUUGCCUUUAGUUUCUAUUCAGACAUUCACAAAAUAAAAAAAGGCUCAUGUCUCUUGAACAACACAUGUCUUUAUUCCAACAAGAUUCUCAGUUAAUGUGUCUUUUUGUU